Molecule: messenger RNA, 4217 nt
Organism: Corapipo altera (White-ruffed manakin)
Lineage: Eukaryota; Metazoa; Chordata; Aves; Passeriformes; Pipridae
Gene: ARHGAP11A
Product: Rho GTPase activating protein 11A
Exons: 12
Coding region: 52-3132 (1026 amino acids)
Biological process (GO): signal transduction
Source: RefSeq, a predicted model, not a curated record
GGGGACGGGACGGGACGGGACAGGGGGGAGAGAGGGCGGGGGGGCGUCGGGAUGGCGGAGCAGAGGCGGCGGCUGGUGCGGCUGGCCGUGCUGGAGGAGCUCCGGGUCUCGUAUGGGAUCAAAGUGAAGGGCGGGAGCUGUCUGGCAGCGGCCAAGGAGCCGGGAGCGGCGACGGCGGCGGCGGAGGGUAAAAUCUUUGGGAUAUCUUUUUAUGCGCUGCCACGAUCACUUGUGCCAGAAUAUGGUUACAUUCCAAGCUUUCUGGUUGAUACUUGUGAAUAUUUGGAAGAACAUGUUCAUACUGAGGGACUCUUCAGAAAGUCUGGAUCUCUUGUUCGUUUAAAGGCUUUAAAGAGUAAACUGGAUCAGGGUGAGAACUGCCUCUCAGCUGCACUGCCGUGUGAUGUUGCAGGGCUUCUCAAACAGUUCUUUAGAGAGCUGCCAGAACCCAUCCUUCCACCUCACCUGCAGGAAGGCCUUGUCAAAGCUCAGCAGCUCGGAAAUGAGAAGAAAACUGCAACUGUGCUGCUGUCGUGUUUGAUGGCCGACAGAAUAAUUGAAACUUUGAGAUACUUUUUCAACUUUUUGAGAACUGUGUCAUUAAGAUCCAAUGAAAACAGAAUGGAUAGCAGUAAUCUGGCAGUGAUUUUUGCUCCCAACCUCUUGCACUCAAAUGAAAAUGAAAAGAUGUCAGCUAAUAUGGAAAAAAAAAUUCGCUUGCAAGCUGCUGUUGUGGAAACACUUAUUGACCAUGCAGCAGAAAUCGGACAAGUACCAGAAUUUAUCUUGGAAAAGAUUCCUGCAAUGUUGGGUGUUGAUGUCUUUCAAUCUACUCCCUCACUGUGGGGCCAGGAAGACAGUGAAAAUGAAUCUCCCAGUGAAUGUCAGAGGAGGAGACACCGAAGUGUUGGGGAUAUUGUUAGUGGAGCAUUGAAUAAAUUUAAAUCUAACAGAACACCCUCCACUACACCUCAACAAGACAAAAGCGUCCUUUCGUCAGUGACUCCAGUGGUUCUUACUCCAAGUACCAAGCGUAAACUUCCAACUGAUUGCUCUCAGGGCUUGUCCAGCAAGAAGAGACGGUCUUUUAAGCAUAGUUUUGCCUUUGAGUUCUUACCAACUAGCAUUUUUAACAGCAACUCAACACCAGCAUCAGUUCACUUUGAAGCAAGUCCCUGUGUGUCUCUUGAGUCAUCACAAACCUCACUGUCUCCUUCAACCAUGGGUGAAAAUCAUCUGUCUAGUACGGGGAACAGAAGAAGUAAAAGACUUGCAAGCAAAAAAUUAUACAGGGCUGAAUCAGGAAAGACAGGUUGUUUUUCUCCAAAGAUCAGCCGAAAAGAAAUGGUUCGUAGGUCAUUGCGCUUGAAAUUUGGUUUGGGGAAAAGCAAUAGAGAAAUGAAUAUUGUAUCAGGAUGUACAGUUGGCAAUAGAUCUGAAAAUAUUGGAAGGCGUCUUGCAAGUCAGCAAGGUUUGGAAAACAGAAUGGAAUGUGGAAAAAGAGAUGGACUCUUCAGCCCAUAUGCCAAUGAAAAAUUCCCUAAGAAAGGUUCAAGGAAUGCAAGCAAGUCAGAAGAAAACUUGCUAACUCCAAAAUGUGACAAUAAGGUAGUUCACCGAAUGUCAUGGAAUAGUCCUGCUGUUAUGGAGUCUCAGGUGAUCAGCAAGAGUGAGCAGAUUCUGCCAGGACACCCUGAAAUGAGAGUUGGCUCUUCAGAAUCUGUUUCGUUAUCUGGAAAGCCACCACUUGUUCCAGAUGAAUUCAAGUCCACAACUGUAAGCAAACAAGACAACAACUUGGAACUUGUGCUUUCUGAAGAGGAAAGUAACUCAACUGCAGAAACAUUACUGAAAGUUAAGCAAGCCUUCUCUGCAUCUGGAAGUAUUCAUCACAAUUUGAUAGGUGAUAAGUUUUCUCUCAUGAAUGUGGCAGGUGAAACAUUAAAUGAAACUCUGUGUCCCGCAGGGCUCGCUCCAGGGAAAGAAUUGUUAACUGAAGAAGUUUGUGAAAAUCUAGCAAAUGUAAAAUCCAGAGAGCUGUUGCACCAACUUAAUCAAUCUUCUACUGCUGAUAAACAGCAAUCAAAACCCCCUGAAAUUAAAGUUUUGGAGAAAAGAAACUUCAAAACAUCUCUUGAGAUUGAACUUCAGGUCCCAAAACUAGAUACAAAAAAAUUAACAGAAUUUCCUGUGCCUCAAGUACUGGACAGGGAAGACAAGUUGACUGUUCAGAACAGUUCAACAAAAGAUGACUUAAACAAAAUAGAUUUCUUUGGAAGGAAAGAGGAAAUAGAAUUAAUACACUCACAAACAGCUGAAAACUGUGUGGUAAAAUGCUGUAAUUUAGAAGAAGGUACUGCUAAACUUUCUUCGGCAGGACAGCUUCCUACUUUACAGUUACCUAAAUUGCAAAAUGAAGUAGGCAACCAAUACUUGAAAGCUGAAAAUUCUGCUAAAACUUUAACUAAAACAUCAACUGUUUCUGAGAGUGGAAAGGUUUCUGACCACAUACAGUGGUUCAACAAGCUUUCAUUAAAUGAUCCAAGUUCUGCAAGCGAAACUAAACCACCUCUGAAAUUUCAACGUACUCCAGUUAGACAGUCUGUAAGAAGAAUGAAUUCCUUGUUGGAGGCUAACAGACGAUCUGUAAGCUCUCAGCCACUUAAAUCAAGCAGUGUUUGUUCACCACUUGUUAAAUCUUUGAGCUGUGAUUCUGCACUAUUCUCCUGCACAGAAAAGCCCUCAAAGAAUUCCAUGGGUUUGCCGUGCAGGAGUGAAAGUAUGUGUGACCAAAUUUCUGUAUCUCAUAAGCAGCUAGACUUAACAUCUAAAUCACUUUGCAGGCCAUCAAAUCCCUCAGAGAAGCCUAAUGUUUCUGUCAGACCUGGAAUCUAUGAUCAAAAAGUGACUGUUCAUCCAUCAAAAUCUGUUCUAGAAGAUCUAACCAAUCAUGAAACGGUUAAAUCCAGUUUGAAAGUUAAUGCAAAUAUAAAUAUUCAAGGUGCUGCCCCAGAAAAAUCUACAAUCGCAAGAAGUGCUCCAGGAAAAGAAAGAGUUCGUUAUAGAGGUUCUCCAAAGAAUCCAAUAUCUAAAGUGAAAUUGCUACCAACUGCAAAGCCAGUAGACUUAUGAGAUCAAAUAUCAUGUCUAACUGGGUUCAUUGUAACUUGGUUAACCUUUAGAAAGAUCUAAAUUUUUAUGAUUUUUUUUUAACUCUAAUUAUUUGUAAUUUUUGAUUUAUUUUAACUGUGUGAGUCGUGGAGAUGUACAAAUAUUAAUUUGUUUUGUGUUGAGGUUUUCUUCAUUUACUGAAACUUCUGUAAAUGUCAGUUCAACUAAAUGAAUUUAACUUCUAAAACAAAAAUAACCUGUUUCUACAAAUGUUUGUGUUAGAUCUCAAAUUUGAUUAUUUAAGCUUCUAAAAACAUGCUGCAUCUCCCAAAACAGUUUUUGCAGUAUUUAGAUUAAGUACCAAGUUUAAAAAAAACCCCAAACUUCUCAAAUAUUUAAAACAAAACUAACAGACAUCGGAAAGAAAAUAUCUUGAUGCUGAGUAGUGGUAAUUAAAGCUAUUUACUUUUUAGUUUUAAGUGUGUUGUAGCACUACUCGAUACUACGAAGUUGGAUCUUAUAUGAGCCUACUUCUUCUGAGACAAUGUUUUUUACUUCUAUUGGAGUAAAUUGGGAGCAUAUUUUCCUUGUUGAGUAGGUAAAUGUCAAAAUAAAAUUCGUGCGUGCACAUACACUGGAGAAUUAUUAGAACACUUGGAAAACAAAUGUGAAGUUUAUUCAAAAGGCAAAAAAUCUUAAAAACUUCAUCCAGUGAUGUGCUCUGCAAUAGGUACCAAGUAUUUUCAGUUUUGAGCAGUAAAAUUUUUUAUCUUAAUAUGAGAGGAGAGUUUUAACUUAUUUUUAGAGCAAUAGAAUAGUGUUAACUAGAUGGUGCAGAAGCUGGUUUUAGAUACUGACAGUGUUUCAAGAGAUGAAUGUAAGAAGCCAUAGUGUGUUAAAAGUUGAUUCGCACAAGCAAAUGUUUAUAAUUUUUAGAAUGAAAACUGUUUAUGUCUGUCAUCAGUUGUAAAAUUAUUUAAGAGUAAACACUUGAAACUAUUCAUUAGCUUUUUAUAAAUGCGAAUUGUUUAUUGGCAAAAUGUUAGAGCUGAAGCACUGGAUAUUUUGGUUUUAAUAAAACCAUUGGUUUUUUUCCCUUUUCUGAA